Messenger RNA from Emiliania huxleyi CCMP1516, 2067 nucleotides. RefSeq lists its product as hypothetical. The transcript is spliced from 8 exons. Lineage: Eukaryota; Haptophyta; Isochrysidales; Noelaerhabdaceae. Gene Ontology annotation, molecular function: zinc ion binding; DNA binding. Bases 1 to 2067 code for a protein of 688 amino acids. The record is from RefSeq and is a predicted model, not a curated record.
AUGCAGCCGAACCACAAGCCGCGCCGCGUGCGCUGCAUGGCGUGUGACGGCUGCCGGCUGCUCUCGGACUGUGGCGAGUGCAGAGAGUGCCAGGACAAGCUCCCUUUUGGCGGGACUGGCAAGCGAAAAAAGCUUUGCCGCGCGCGAAUUUGCCGGCGCCUCUACCGCGACCGUGAGGAGGAAAGGGAAGACACGGCGGGGGCCUACAAGCGGCCGUUUGCUCUCAUCUCUGGCCACCCGCCGCUGUUUGCCUCCUCGCAUGCCAUACCGGGAGCUCUGAUGCAACCGGGGCUUUUCCCCGCCGCAGCGCUGACGCCCGGGAGUGGUGGGCUCAUGCCUGGCCCCUUGCCGCUCGCGUCGCUCCUCCCCGCGCGGGUGAAGGUGGAGCUGCGGGGGCAGCUGGAGCAGCAGCUGCUGCAGGUCCAGCCGCUGGCGGGGAGGGCGCUCCCCGCCCCGGUGAGGCCCCGGUCGACUACGCCACUACGGCCUCAGCCCACCGCCCCUUCAGCAGAGACUACGCCCCUGCGGCCGCAGCCCACCGCCCCGUCAGCAGACGAGGGGGGGACAGAGCCAGCUGCUGCGUGCGCGGCGGCUGCCUCCGCCUCCGGGGCGAGGGUGGACAGCGAGGGGGAUAUCGCCGGCGGGGACGAGGCGCUUGCUGCGCUCGUCCUGACCGGGCUUGCCGAGUCAGAGGUGCUGCACUCGGCGCCACCGUCGCCUCCGGAGGGGGGUCCGGAGGAGGGGGGCGGCAAGGGCGCCGCUUGGUUGCUCCUCCCGUCGCACCUCCCGUCGCUCCCCCUUUCGCUCUCCUGGUCGCCGGUCGCAAUCAGCCUCACGCUCGCCAUCGCCCUCGUCGCCGGCAACGUACCAGGAUUUGGCAGCUUGGGGCAAGCUGGGGCAGGGCAGCUCCUGGCGCCAAAGUCGCUCGGCGUGGGCAUCACGCUGCUCUACGCGUCCGUGCUCUGCAGGCACGGGCGCGUGCAGGCGGCCCGAUUGUGGGUCGCCGGCGGGGUCGCGCACGAGCUCGUCGUGGUCAUCCUGCUCGGCGCGAUGAGGCCGCAACAUGUGCUCCUCGCGAGGCUGACCUCCAUCCGGCACUCCACCCCCGUCGCCGCGUGCGCCUUCCUCGCCGGCCUGCUGACCGGCGUGCAGCCAAUGGCGCCCUCCGACGUGUGGAGGACCACAGUCUUGCUCGCGCUGCUGCGGCUCGCCGGCCUCGCGAUCUGGGCGACCCGACUCGGGGACUGGCCUCUGGCCGCCGGCUGCUGGGACGCGGAAGCCCACCUGGAUGCGGAGGUCGGCGGCGUCCCGCCUGCAGGGGCUCCGACCGCCGUCCAAGUGUGCGCCUCCUUCGCGGCCGAGCUCUACACCGACCCUGCCUUCCUCUUCCUGGUCGCAGGCUUCGCGCUGCUGGUCGUUGCCAACCUGGCGCGGGCUUCGCCUCGCUUUGUGGCGCGCGCGACGACGAUGCUUGUCGUCUGUGGCCCGACUCUGCGGCUUGUCCAAGCCCUGGUCUGCUCGCCGGCAGAGCUGGCCCGUGACGUGGACAGCUUGGCAGAAGGAAGGCUGGGCUUCCUCACGGUCUGCGUUGCGGGCGGCGCGACCUUUGGCGUGCAGCCGCUGCCUACCACCCGCAAGCUACUCGCCGCGGGGUACCUGGCUUGCGCGGUGGCGUGCAGUACUGUGGUUUUCCGCAUCCGGACGGGCGACGAUCGCAUGCCCUCCCUUGAGCUGCUGCACGGCUUCCUCCCCUUCCUCGCGUCUUUCCUCGCGGCCUUGGCUGUCUCGGGCCCCACCCUCCGGCAAGACGAUAGCUCCGCCCCACUGCCGCUUUCGCCGCCGACGCCGCCGCUCUCUGCGCCGGCAGCUUGUUCCGCCGGGGCUCUCGCGAGGGCGCCAGAGGCGGCCAUCGUGGUGCGGGCGGGCUGGGCGUGCGAGGCGCAGGCGCCUGCCCAGCCAGCUACCCAGCAGGCGCAGCUACCCUCGCGGGAGCGGGACAGGGCUCGGGACGAGGCGCCGCGACGACGCGGUCAAGCGCGAGGAGGGGACGAGGCGCCUCCUUCUUGA